This is a messenger RNA of Cucumis sativus (cucumber), 1284 nucleotides long. RefSeq names its product expansin-like A3. Gene Ontology annotation, cellular component: plasmodesma; extracellular region; plant-type cell wall. NCBI's taxonomy places the organism in Eukaryota, Viridiplantae, Streptophyta, Magnoliopsida, Cucurbitales, Cucurbitaceae. The record is from RefSeq and is a predicted model, not a curated record. The transcript is spliced from 5 exons. Bases 256 to 1047 code for a protein of 263 amino acids.
CUUCACAUUCUAAUUUUUUUCUUCUUUCAAAGCUUCUCAAUGCAGGUUGAUGCUAAGAUCCAAGAAGCAUCCUAUGAAAUACUAUAUUUAAUUUAUACAAAAGGGGAGAUAAAGGAGUCGGUGGGAACAAAGUAUAAUCUCUCUCCACGUGAAGAAACAAUACACCAAACUCAUUGGGAAACGAUUAUAUCCAAUGGGUCUUUAUAAACAAUCUUUGCCUCUUCUCCUCUUUUCGUAAUCUCCUUGGCAUUUGAAAUGGCUUUGUUUGUUUGCCUUCUCCUUUUCUUCCUCACCUCAUUUGCUAAUGCUUGUGAUCGUUGUGUUCACCAAUCCAAAGCUGCCUAUUACUCAAACGAUUCACCACUUUCAUCUGGCGCUUGUGGUUAUGGCUCUUUAGCUCUUGGCUUGUUUAACGGACACCUGGCUGCGGGCGUUCCUUCUCUUUACAAAGAAGGUGUUCGUUGUGGCGCAUGCUAUCAAAUAAGGUGUAAGGACAAGAAGGUUUGCAGCAGAAGAGGGACCAAAGUCAUAUUGACUGAUCAAAAUGUACAAACCAACAGAACUGAUUUUGUUUUGAGUAAGAAAGCUUUCUCUGCCAUGGCUCAGAAGGGCCAUGACAAGACUAUUUUGAGACAUGGGACUCUGGACAUUGAAUACAAAAGGAUGCCUUGUGAAUACAAAAAACAAAAUUUGUCAGUAAGAAUUGAAGAGUCAAGCAAAAAGCCUCAUCACAUGGCCCUCAAGUUCUUAUUCCAAGGUGGGCAGACAGACAUUGUUUUGGUUCAUCUUCAUCCGGUGAAUGGGGGAAGAACGGCGUUCAUGAGCAGAAGACAUGGGACGGCGGUGUGGGAAAUCGACAUGAUGCCGGAAAAGGCAGUGAUGUUUCAAAUAAGAGUGAUUUCGGGGUUCGACGGGAUGUGGAUUAGGGCGGAGCGGGUGGUACCGGCAGACUGGAAGCCAGGGAUGAUCUACGACCUUGGAGUUCAGACAGAUGCCAUUGCUAAAGGACAAGAGAGUUGUAAACAAUGCGAUGAAGGGCAUUGGUGAUUAAUGCAUAAAAUAAAAUAAAAGAAAACAUUUGAGUUUUUCUUUUUAGUAUGUUUUUGGUUAUAAUUAAACAAAUCCUAUAAUAAAGAUCUCUUAGGUACUCUUUUUUUCUUUUUAACUUUCUUUAGAAUGGAGAAGUGUGGUGUUGUUAAUUUGUUAGGUUUGUUUCAAAAUUGUUUGAGUUCUAAUAGAUAAAGCUUAAUUUUGAAAUAUCAUGUUAACUUACAACUUUGUUUC